Messenger RNA from Aspergillus pseudonomiae, 967 nucleotides. RefSeq lists its product as uncharacterized. The annotation marks the transcript as partial. The transcript has 2 exons. The record is from RefSeq and is a predicted model, not a curated record. NCBI's taxonomy places the organism in Eukaryota, Fungi, Ascomycota, Eurotiomycetes, Eurotiales, Aspergillaceae.
AGCGAGCAGUGCAGAUGAGGAGCCUGAGGACUCAGCAGAGGAUAUCAAGUCGAAAUCCAAAUGCGAUGGCGGCAAAAAAUGCUUUUGCCAGAAAUCUCCCGCAGAUCAUUCCGGAUAUCCGUGGGUGGCCUCACGUGCAGGUGUGCGGAAGUUUACAAACCAGCGUGUUCAUGCGGAUAUACGCUGCCCGGACUUUUUCGAUAUGUAUGUAUACAAUGACUUCGCAGGUUUUGGCCUUGUAGAGGUCGCGCAAAACCUGGUCUUUGAUUUUGUGGAGGCCGAAGGCGACUGGAAAGAACAGUGGGCGGUCUGUAAGGCUGCGAGUCUCUCCAUCAUGGGCGACAUGUUCAUGCCUAUAACACAAAUCGAAGAUGGAGAUCUCGCGAACGAUACAUUCUGUCUGCUUAUGGCGAUGUUCCUCACUAUGCUUCACAAGCUAGGGUCCUAGGAACUUCUUGGCCCAGAUUCGGAAGUCAAAAACCUGGGCUUGGUUAUGGCACUGUACAUAUGUACAGCUUCCGACAUGCAUGACUACGGUAUUUGCGAAGACAAUGACGAUAAGACGAACAAGGUUGCAGAGUUCCAUGACGCAGACCAAAAGAUUCUAGCCUAUGCUAAGAAAUACAACAUUGAGUUGCGCGGCCCGUCUAGCAUCGACAGUUGUGUUGAAGACUUGGAUGAAGUCGAAUUACCCCCCGCCAAAAAGGACCCUUGGGGAUGGGCUGCUGUCCUUAAGCAGUAUGAAAAUCUCCACGGAGAGCAGAGAAAGAAGCCUAAGAUUGGAGGAAUUCGACAUGACAUCACGGGGAUGAGCAGCGCAGAACACCGGGGGAGCAGCUAUGACGGCAAAGACCCUCUCAAAAAGGCAGAGCUCGACGAAAUCCAGCAGGGCAUGAUUCUGCAAAUAGCCUAGGAUCAUCGACGACAACUGGCCAGGCAAAUGACCAGACUACUCGAAGUGUACAUU